GACACGAGUGAGGUGGGUCUUGCAAAGCUCGCGGUGUACUGUUAAAAUUCCAUUGCCAACCAUUUAGCAAGGCUAGCUACUGUAUCUGUCAGUUAGCAAGCAAGCUAGCAAGCUAUUAACCCCCACAUACCAGAGGGAAAACGGGAGAUACAUUAUCCAGGCAUGGAUCUAUUUGUAGAUGGAAUUUCUAUUUUCUAAAACGGAGGCGAUACAAAUUGUCUGGAUGUGUGCUUUGCCUACGUCCUAUUCGGAUGUGGCUAGCAACCUCUCAAGCUAGCCAACUGGAAACAAUCGGUGGAUAACCUGUCUAAUUCGAAGAGACUUGGGAGUUUGCCAGUACCAGGGAUCCUUGGAGGAAGCACGCUUUUCAUUGCUGAAAAUAGUCCAACCGAAUGUCGUGUCCAUCAUGAGUCCCGGCGGGUGCCCUCAUGUGAACAGUUUUAAAGUGGAUAACUGGAAACAAAAUCUACGGGUUAUUUACCAAUGCUUUGUGUGGAGCGGAUCAGCCGAAACCAGGAAACGCAAGGCCAAGUCGUGUAUCUGUCACAUGUGCGGCGCUCAGCUGAACCGGCUCCACUCCUGCCUCUACUGCGUCUUCUUCGGCUGCUUCACCAAGAAACACAUCCACGAGCACGCCAAGAACAAACGGCACAACCUGGCUAUGGAUUUACUAUAUGGGGGAAUAUACUGUUUUGUGUGCCAGGACUACAUAUAUGACAAAGACAUGGAACAGAUCGCCAAAGAGGAACAAAGGAAAGCAUGGAAAUGGCAAGGGGUGGGGGAGAAGUACUCGACGUGGGAGCCCACCAAGAGAGAGCUGGAGCUCCUCAGACCCAACCCCAAGAGGAGGAAAAUCACCACCAACUGCACCAUAGGGCUGAGAGGGCUGAUCAACCUGGGCAACACGUGCUUCAUGAACUGCAUCGUCCAGGCCCUCACACACACCCCUCUGCUCAGGGACUUCUUCCUGUCCGACAGACACAAGUGUGAGAUGCAGGCCAACUCCUGCCUGGUGUGUGAGAUGUCCCAGCUGUUCCAGGAGUUCUACUCGGGGCACCGCUCGCCCCACAUUCCCUUCCGCCUGCUGCACCUGGUGUGGACUCACGCACGCCACCUGGCGGGCUACGAGCAGCAGGACGCCCACGAGUUCCUCAUCGCAGCGCUGGACGUGCUGCACCGACACUGCAAGGAUGACAAUGGGAAGAAGGCCAACAACCCAAACCACUGCAACUGCAUCAUCGACCAAAUCUUCACCGGGGGCCUGCAGUCAGACGUCACCUGUCAAGUCUGCCAUGGUGUUUCCACGACCAUCGACCCAUUCUGGGACAUCAGUCUGGACCUGCCGGGCUCCUCCACGCCCUUCUGGCCCCUCAGCCCCGGCAACGACGGCACCCUGCUCAACGGAGAGAGUCACAUGAGCGGAGCCACCACCCUCACUGACUGUCUGCGCAGGUUCACCCGGCCCGAGCACCUAGGGAGCAGCGCCAAGAUUAAGUGCAGCAGUUGCCAUAGCUACCAAGAGUCCACCAAACAGCUGACUAUGAAGAAGCUCCCCAUCGUUGCCUGUUUCCACCUCAAAAGGUUUGAGCACUCUGCCAAGCUGAGGAGGAAGAUUACUACUUACGUCUCCUUUCCUUUGGAACUGGACAUGACCCCUUUCAUGGCCUCCAGUAAAGAGAGCAGGAUGAAUGGUCAGUACCAGCAGACUGUCGACCCCUUCAACAACGACAACAAGUACUGUCUGUUUGCGGUGGUGAACCACCAGGGCACCCUGGAGAGCGGCCACUACACCACCUUCAUCCGCCAGCACAAGGACCAGUGGUUCAAGUGUGAUGACGCCAUCAUCACCAAAGCAACCAUCAAGGACGUGUUGGACAGCGAGGGGUACCUGCUGUUCUACCACAAACAGUUCCUGGAGUACGAAUAGACCCUCCUCGGCAUAAAGAAGUCUACACACACAUCCAAACAGCAGAGAGAUGAGGAGAGAGGGGAGAUGGGGCAUGGGAUCAGAAUCAGGGAUCAGAAUCAUGCCUCCUCUCUAAUAAACAAACAAGAACAAUCUGCACUGAACUGCUAUAGUAUCCACUUGAUAGAACAGGACGUGUAGGCGGAUUAGAAGAGCAGGCAUAUUUUCCCUCUGAUACUUUACUUCGUAGACAAAUGGACAAUGAAUAUACUAGCUUUUUCCGAAUCCUUAGUUCCAUUUGACCACGCAAAUCAUCUCGACCAAGCAUUUAAAGGAGAGGAGACAAGUUUGUCUUGUAUCUGUAUAUGCAUUAUUGCUCUAAAUGCAAAAAAAAAAAUUAAUACAGAGAAAUGGUAUUAAGAUUAUGGCAGAUGUGAAUAUGGAAAUCAUUUUGAAUUUCAGUUGCAAAAUACUGUAUGAACCUAGCACACAUGUAUUUUUUAAAUGAAAAAAGGCAAAGUCUGCGUGGAGGGGAGGAGUCUGCGUGGAGGGGAGGAGUCUGUGUUGAGGGGAGGAGUCUGUCACGUGUUUCGUUCUUUUGUCAUGUCGAGGGUUAGGGACAACACAUAGGUAUAUUUUUAUACGUCAUUCAAAGCUCUGUUUACAGUGUACCCACCCCUCCCCCUUUCCGAAGCUUGGCGUUCAUCGUGCCGCAUCGUCGCGUUCUUUUCAGAAGAAAAGCUUCUCUCAUGACCCUGCUGUCGUGGAGCCUGUGUUCCCAUGACGCUGCUGUCGUGGAGCCUGUGUUCCCAUGACGCUGCUGUCGUGGAGCCUGUGUUCCCAUGACGCUGCUGUCGUGGAGCCUGUGUUCCCAUGACGCUGCUGUCGUGGAGCCUGUGUUCCCAUGACGCUGCUGUCAUGGAGCCUGUGUUCCCAUGACCCUGCUGUCGUGGAGCCUGUGUUCCCAUGACGCUGCUAUCGUGGAGCCUGUGUUCCCAUGACGCUGCUGUCAUGGAGGUUGUGUUCCCAUGACACUGCUGUCAUGGAGCCUGUGUUCCCAUGACCCUGCUGUCGUGGAGCAUGUGUUCUAACGGUCCGCUAGGUUUGUGUAUGUCUGUCGUCGUGGUGAUGAUGAUGGCGUAUUGUGUGUGUGUGCAGGAUGCCUGGGUGUAAAGGGUUGUGAAACCAUGAGACAGCGCUGUUCUCACAUCUGUAUCCUGCCCGUGUCUGGCUCCAUCCUGCUGGGUUCACUUCAGCCACGGGGUCCUCUAAUUCCAUUUGUACGUAUGUGUGGCUUUGUAAAAGAGAGAGAGAGAGAGAACAGGUGUGUUUGUGUCAGUGUGCAUGUUUGUGUUCUAAAUCAGUAUGUGUAUGUGUUUGUGCGUGUAUGCAAAUGUGAUGUGCGUGUGCGUAUGUGUGUUCAUUGAGUCGGUGUGUGUGUGUGUGUGUGUGUAUGCACGUGUGAUGUGCGCGUGCGCAUGUUUGUGUACUGAAUCAGUACUUGCAUUCAGCAUGCUGUCUAAGAUUAAUCUAAGUUGUGUCAGAGGACUUGUUUGUUUUUCAUAAUUACUGUAUGUAAAAGGUUGUAUAUGUACAGUUUGUAUGUAUGUUAAUAAAAUAUAAACAUGGUUCAAAAUCCCAAACACCAUCCAUGUUUGCUGGGUUACCUGGACCAAUGACCCUAAUAGAGCAGGUCUGAUCUGUAAUCCUUCACACACUUCUGCUGCAAGACUCGGACACAAUGAAACACUCAAUAAAGCUCUAUAUCUCUA
Molecule: messenger RNA, 3678 nt
Organism: Osmerus eperlanus (European smelt)
Lineage: Eukaryota; Metazoa; Chordata; Actinopteri; Osmeriformes; Osmeridae
Gene: usp22
Product: ubiquitin specific peptidase 22
Exons: 13
Coding region: 407-1927 (506 amino acids)
Biological process (GO): protein deubiquitination
Molecular function (GO): zinc ion binding; cysteine-type deubiquitinase activity
Source: RefSeq, a predicted model, not a curated record